This is a messenger RNA of Panicum hallii, 3084 nucleotides long. RefSeq lists its product as uncharacterized. NCBI's taxonomy places the organism in Eukaryota, Viridiplantae, Streptophyta, Magnoliopsida, Poales, Poaceae. The coding region runs from base 1 to 3084 and encodes 1027 amino acids. The record is from RefSeq and is a predicted model, not a curated record. The transcript has a single exon.
AUGUUAGCUAAAAAGGAUGGUAAAGUGGAUUCUGUGGAUGCCAAUCAAGAUUUUGUAGAAUUUGAUUGCGAAGACAUGUUGCGCCAUAUGGAUCCAGAAAUGUUGAGUUCUAUGGGAUCACAGAAGAAAGAUCUACCUAAAUUGGAGGGUUUGGAAAGUGCCUCAAAAGAACCUUUAUAUGAUGAAUCAAAGGGCUGUGACAAAGAGUUUACUACACUACGUACAGUUCUUGAACUUCUUAAGUUGAAGGCUAGCGCCGGAUGGUCUGAUAGUAGCUUCACAGAUCUUUUAAAAUUUCUGUCCCAACUCCUACCAAAACCCAACAAACUACCAACCAGCACUUAUAAAGCGAAGAAGCUUAUAUCUCCCAUAGCUCUGGGUGUGCAAAAAAUUCAUGCAUGUCCGAACCAUUGUAUUCUGUAUCGUGGUGAGUUUGAGAACGCAACAAGAUGCCCAGUUUGCAAUGUCAGUCGAUACAAGAAGAGCUACAAUCAAGAGUGUGUGAGCAAAAUCGCGAAGAUAAAUAGAAACAAGAAAGCCGCUAUCGGACCUGAAAUUGAUGAUGACACUCUUGAUGACAUGGAUGGCAACAGGAGGUCAAAGAUCCCAGCUUUGGUGAUGUGGUAUCUUCCAGUAAUUGAUCGCUUGAAGCGUUUGUUCUCGAACCCUAGGGAGGCUGAGCUUAUGCGCUGGCAUGCUGAAAGUCGCAAGCAGAAUAACAAACAGAUUCGACACCCUGCUGAUGCAUCACAGUGGAAAACUUUUGAUCAUAUGUAUCCUGAGUUUGCCAAAGAAAUCAGAAAUGUAAGAUUUGCUUUGGGUACAGACGGAAUGAAUCCAUUUGGUGAAAAAAGAAGUAUACAUAGCACCUGGCCCGUGACUCUGACGAUGUACAAUCUUCCGUCAUGGUUGUGUCACAAAAGGAAGUACAUUAUGUUGACUAUUCUUAUUCAAGGUCCGAAAGCAGCUGGUGUUGAUAUUGAUGUGUUCCUGGAACCUCUUAUGGAAGAUAUGGCGAAGCUCUGGAAUGAAGGAGUUCGAAUAUGGGAUGAGUAUCGCCAGGAGUAUUUCAACCUAAGAGCAAUUAUAUUUGUUACCAUCCAUGAUUCUCCCGGGGGCGCCACACUUUCAGGGCAAAAGACCAAAGGAAAGAAUGGUUGUGUAGUGUGCGUGGAUGGAACUGCUUCCUUAUACCUUAAAUCAUCCAAGAAGUUGGUGUUCAUGGGACACAGACGGUUCUUGAUGAAGCAGCAUAAGUACCGAAAGAUGAAAGAGGAAUUUAACAAUGAACUGGAAAGUGAAGGUGCACCGAAGCCUUAUAGCGGGAAACUCAUUUUUGAAAUUGUAAAAAACAUUCAGGUUGUAUUCGGAAAGGGGAAAAAAAAUAAAGGAGAAAAGAGAAAGAGAACUGACCCUUCAACUGACACAACUUUCAAGAAGCAAUCGAUUUUUUUCAAGUACCUCCCAUACUGGAAGGAUAUGGAAAUUUGCCACAGCAUUGAUUUGAUGCAUGUAACAAAGAAUGUUUUUGAUAGCAUCAUUGGAACCUUACUGGGCAUGCCGAGUAAGACAAAGGAUGGACUUAAGUCACGCCAGGACCUAGUAGAUCUUCAAAUCAGAUCGGAACUUCAUCCAGUGGAUAGUGGCAAAGGGAAGCCUUACCUUCCCCCAGCUAGCUACAACUUGACAGUUGAGGAGAAAACAAAAAUUUGCAAAUGUUUGCGUGGGAUCAAAGUGCCCACAGGUUUCUCAUCCAAUAUCAGCAAACUAGUUAGGAUGAAGGACUUGUCUCUAUUUGGUUACAACUCUCAUGACUGCCAUAUGAUGAUGACGGUGUUCCUCCCAAUUGCGGUAAGAGCCCUCGAAACAGAGCAUGUCAAAGUUGUCAUCACACGUUUGUGUUACUUUUUCAAUGCAGUGUCACAAAAAGUAAUAGCUUUAGAAGACUUGGACUAUCUGAAGGCAUACAUCAUCGAGACUAUGUGCAAGCUUGAAAUGUGUUUUCCUCCAUCAUUUUUUGAUAUGCAAGUACACCUUAUCAUACAUCUCGUGGAUCAGAUAAAAAUAUUAGGGCCACUAUAUUUACAUCAUAUGUUUCAGUUGGAGCGGUACUUGGCAGUGUUAAAAGGUUAUGUGCGAAAUCGCGCUCACCCAGAGGGUUCAAUCAUGGAGGGAUACACUACAGAAGAAGUGAUUGAGAGCUGUAUAGAUUACAUCAGAGAUGGAACAAUGAUAGGUGUGCCUGUACCUAAACAUGAGGGUAAACUAUGUGGGAGAGGGAGAAUGGGCAGGAAAACUUUCCGCGUCGAGGAUUACAAGAUAGUACAUUGUGCUCAUGGUAGUGUACUACAACAUCUCGCGAUAGCCGAGCCUUACAUUGAGGAACACCUAGAUGAGCUUCGUAAAGAAAAUCAGAACCGCACAGAGGACUGGAUCAUGAGGGAGCACAAACAUCGUUUUAGCGAAUGGUUAAUGGACAAAAACAUCCCAUCCGGAGACUCUUUGGAAGAGAAAACAAUGAGGAAUUUGGCUUCUGGACCAUCGUGUUUAGUGACAUCAUGGCAAGCAUAUGACAUCAAUGGGUACACAUUCCACACUAAAUCAAAAGACAUGAAAAGUGUUGUGCAAAAUAGCGGUGUUCGUAUUGAUGCUUUUGACCUACAGGGACAGAAGACCACAUAUUUUGGAUUCAUAGAGGAAAUAUGGGAACUUGAUUAUGGUCCGAGCUUGAAAAUACCCUUAUUUAGGUGCCAAUGGGUACAACAUCCCGGGGGGGUGACAGUGGACAACUACGGACUCACACUGGUAGACUUAAAGAAAGUAGGAUAUAAAGAUGACCCGUGGGUUCUCGCCGAAUGUGUUGCACAAGUGUUCUAUGUACUCGAUCCAUCAAAUGAGAAGUGCCAUGUAGUUAUUUCUGGAAAGCAAAAAAUUGUUGGAGUUGAGAAUGUGGGAGACGGAGAUGAGGAAUACAAUAAGUAUGAAGAGAUGUCCGUCUUUAAUGGUCCUGAGAGAAUCAAGCGUGUGGAAAAGAAAAUUGAUAAGAACUUGAAGCCAUACAUGCGGAAAAAUGGUAGUUCAUGA